UGCUGACAAGAAAAGUUUGGAGUAAUAACAGUGAAGAGUAUAAGCGGAAUUUAAUCUCACUGUGACUUUGACCAAGACUAACUGCUAUCAACUACAGAGGGCCUUAGGGAACUGCUUCAUUUGUAGUUGUUGGCUGACUGCAGCAGACAUAACACAUGGUAAUGAGCACAUCAAAGGGAACUGUGGUGCUGGCAUACAGUGGUGGGCUGGACACAUCAUGUAUCCUGUUGUGGCUUAUUGAACAAGGCUACAUUGUUAUUGCCUACAUGGCAAAUAUUGGCCAAGAAGAUGACUUUGAAACAGCGAGAGAGAAGGCACUGAAAAUAGGUGCUUCUAAGGUAGUGAUUGAUGAUCUAAGAGUCCAAUUUGUGAAAGAUUUCAUCUGGUCUGCAGUGAGUGCUGGAUUGGUCUAUGAGUCUCGCUAUCUCUUAGGAACAUCGCUGGCUCGUCCCUGUAUCUCUCAGGGAUUGGUAAAAGUGGCCCGCGAAGAGAGGGCACAGUUCAUUUCCCAUGGUGCCACAGGAAAAGGCAAUGAUCAAGUUCGUUUUGAGCUAAGUUGUUAUGCAUUGUGGCCACAAGUGAAGGUAUUAGCUCCAUGGAGAACUGAACAUUUCACUGAAAGAUUUCAGGGUCGUCAGGAUUUGAUCCAAUAUGCAGCAAGUCAUGGUGUUCCUGUACCAGUAACACUCGAAAAACCUUGGAGUAUGGAUGCCAACCUUAUGCAUAUCAGUUAUGAAUCUGGUGUGUUGGAAGAUCCAGCUGAACUGGCCCCUGAUGGAAUAUUCCAGAUGACUGUUGAUCCUAAGAAUGCUCCAGAUAAGCCCUGCAAGCUGCAGAUCAACUUUGAACAUGGCAUACCAGUUAGCAUAAAGAAUUUGACAGAGGUUGGCCCAGUCAACACAGAUCCAUUGAAGAUGUUCAUUCUUCUGAAUGAGCUUGGAGGAAAGCAUGGUGUUGGUCGUAUUGACAUUGUUGAAAAUCGAUUCAUUGGGUUGAAAUCACGUGGCGUGUAUGAAACACCAGGUGGCACUAUCCUGCAUGCUGCUCACACAGACCUAGAGACCUUCUGUCUUGACCGAGAGGUACUGCGUGUAAAGACUUUCCUCCGAGACAAGAUGGCAGACUAUGUGUACAAUGGAUUCUGGUUCAGCCCUGAGUGUGAGUUUGUGCGAGAGAGUAUUGCUCUUUCACAGCGCCAUGUCACUGGCUGGGUCCAGGUACAAUUAUAUAAGGGCUCAGUCCAAGUACUGGCCCGACAUUCUCCAAUAGCUCUCUACAACCAGAGUCUUGUUUCCAUGGAUCAACAGGGAGACUUUCAACCUGAAGAUGCCACGGGAUUCAUCAACAUCCAUGCCAUUCGUUUGCGAGAGUAUCAGCGAUUCAAAAUGCAUCUUGAAGGUGGUCAGAUUAGAUAAAUAUCAGCUCCUGUCAUUGUUUACUUCCAGUGUAUUGUGUACUUCAUUAACAUUUUGGAAAUAAAACAUUUCCUUAAAAUAAAACAAAACAUUAAUCUAUUGUA
Zootermopsis nevadensis is the source of this 1519-nucleotide messenger RNA. It is a transcript of the gene Ass, whose product is annotated as argininosuccinate synthase. Gene Ontology annotation, molecular function: ATP binding; argininosuccinate synthase activity. The record is from RefSeq and is a predicted model, not a curated record. Gene Ontology annotation, cellular component: cytoplasm. NCBI's taxonomy places the organism in Eukaryota, Metazoa, Arthropoda, Insecta, Blattodea, Termopsidae. Gene Ontology annotation, biological process: urea cycle; L-arginine biosynthetic process.